AUGCGGACAUUCUUAAUAUUUCCAGUUCUAUGGAUUAUUCAAAAUAUUGAUGCACUAUUAAUUAAAUCCACACCAAGCUAUGUGAGUGAGUGGAAAUCGAUGACCGCCAACUCGAACACCUCCCGAGUGACUCUCAGACAUGGCCUUCGAGAGGCCCCUGCCUAUGUCAAGGUCGAGGCACAGACGAAGAAUGGGAUUAUAUUUCCCGCGUUUGGAUCCGCCCAGCAGGACGACGACACUGGUGAAAUGUAUGGGGGCGUGGUGUUUGUCUACGACAGUACUCACAUCGAUAUAUUUGUUCCACAUUAUCAUAACGGCGAUGUGCCAAGAAGUAAAUGGGCAGCGGUAUAUACAGGAAACGACCAUAAAUGGAUUGGUCCCCGAAACAUUUCCCGGUUGUUUGAGACAAUCACAAUACAGGCAAAGGCUUGGAGAUCACGUGACCUUCCCCCGAUCACCUGGAAGAGUCAAGCAAUUAAUGUUUCUACAAAUGGAUGUUUAAAUGAAUCACUGAAACAUUCGUUAAAUAGAUAUCCUGACUUUAUUGUGGUACAAGUACGAACCAGAGAGGGGAUAUUCCAGGGACAAGGUUUAUCAUCCCUAGUCUUUUCGACAAGGAGAUAUCUUCACUUUGGUGGAUUACUCUAUGGAACAAAUGAGUCCCAUGUACAGCUGUGGUCGGCUUGUAACGUCAAUGGAAUGUUGCAACAUUACGGUUUGUUAUGUAUUGAUGAUGGAUGGGGGGACCGACAGUUAUCUCUUCGCACUCGCCACGGGCAAGUUACGGUCACUGCAUGGACCUUUUAUAGAAAUGGGUCUGGCCUAAGGAAGACUCUGGCAGACAUUGACGCAGAGGACCACUUGGUUCUUGUUGCUGAUAACUUAACAGCAUACACUUUUGUUAACGUUCAGAUUCACGUGCAAAAUGGCACAAGCAGAGGUUUCCGGUUUGAUGGGGUCGGGUCUGUGAUGAAUGAAGCUGAACCAUACGGGGGACUCGUGUACGGUUACAACGACUCUGUGGUUGCUAUCUGGGUACCCACCUCUUUAAAACGAAACAGCGGAAAUGCGGCUGUUUUUAUGUUGGGAAGAAUUUGGGGGUCAGGCUUCAAUGAAGAGAAGACAAACAACGUGGAAAUAAUCUUCAAUGUUAUGGAUAUAUUGAUGCCUGUCUGUUUGCUAGAAGUGAAUACUACAACAACAAGCUUAGUUGCUUCAUUCAGAUACGACAAAAUAAAUGAUUCAGUUUUAAAGUUUGCCGUUGGUGAUGAAAUCACCAUGCACUGUAACUAUGGUUACAAAGCAGUGCAUCCAAAUUUUACCAUGGUAUGCAAGGAUGAAAACAAUGGUAGUUGGAGCCAUGAUCCCAUAGAGUGUCAUGUUGAGUGUCCAAAUCCAGAGGUGAAUAACACCAAUCUAAUCACCAUGGAUAAUUCGCCCCAUGGGUACGUAGUGAGCCUCACCUGCAUGGGCCGUCACAGACACAUCAGUGGGGAUUUAGAACGCACGUGCAAUAGGAAUGGAACGUGGACAGGUACACCACCUGUUUGUAAAGAAUGCAAGUGCCCUUGUUCGGCCAUAGGAUCAAUACCAAUCAAGUCAAACGAAACAAAGAAACUUGAACAACGAAUCAGAGAGCUACGAUCUUUGUUGACCGUACAGAAAAACAUGACUGCUAAAGCCAGACGACGAAAAGUAUGUGCCUCCGACCCGCGACCAUCUGCCCAAGGAGUAGGUGUAGUGAUGGGGGUUGGGGUUUUGGUGGUUAUUAUUUCAUCUAUUGUUAUCCUGGAUCUGCCUUCUUUGAUUUCUUCUUUCAAAUAGUAAAAUAAACUUUCUGCGUCAAUUUGUUACACCGUUUUAUUGAAGAUCCACAAGGAGCCAUUACGGUAGAAUAUAGUUUUUCUUAAUUCUUCAGUUGUACGGUCACAACAAUUGCCUAUUUUGCCGAUUUAACAAGUGCUUGGACUUUAGGCAGAGCAUGUGUGUGUCAAACUCCAAUUUGACAAGGUGGUGUCUAUUCAUGGUUACUAGAAGUAACUUUCAAUCAUUGGCUAUAAUAGAUAUGAAUACAUCAAAUGCAAUUUACGACACUUGUUUGACUUCAUCUAGGGCUGUAAAUUUAUCUUGAAACAGCAUCAAUUUCACACAACAGAGCAGACCAGAAUAAAAAAAGAUAUAUUUGAAAGCCUGUUUUGAUAAAUGAACUAGAUUGUUACAUCCAACCAAAAA
Molecule: messenger RNA, 2232 nt
Organism: Magallana angulata
Lineage: Eukaryota; Metazoa; Mollusca; Bivalvia; Ostreida; Ostreidae
Exons: 10
Coding region: 1-1824 (607 amino acids)
Source: RefSeq, a predicted model, not a curated record